CUCACACACAGAGAUAGAGAUAAAGAAAGAGCUGUCCCUCAAUUCCUGCACCUGGGUACCUAUGAGCAUGAGCCACUGGACAGUCCCGAACUGGAACCCUAUGCCCAAGUAUGGACGGUCAUGUGCGAGAGGGGAUGAGCAAGAAGCAGCCAUGGAUGCCCAUGUGGAGGUGCUUUUCCAAACGCCUUUAACUAACCACUCGUGGAGCCAAUCUGAUGAUACCCUCGAGUCCAUUGUUCAUAGUUCAUUGUCAAGGAAACGGACUCGAUCCAACCCAGAUUGCAAAAAUGAAGCUUUGAUGAGUUGGGCUUCCAUGGAAUCUCACGGGAGCUUCAAAACCGAUGAUUCCGUUGAGGAUUUAGCUCAAGAUGAUGGCUGGGUGAUGCACAAGGAGGAUGAUCAUAAUAUGAAGGGGAAAGCAGAUGGGAGCUGCUCAAUCGGACGAACUCGAGCGGCUAUUAAUCACAAUCGGUCUGAUAGAAAACGGAGAGAUCGAAUAAACCAGAAGAUGAAAGAUCUGCAAAAGUUGGUGCCAAAUGGGAGUAAGAUGGAUAGAGCUUCACUUUUGGAUGACACAAUUCAAUAUUUGAAGCAACUUCAAGCACAAGUUCAGUUCAUGUACAGUAUCAGAUCAAUUGUGCCGCAGAUGGUCAUGCCUCUAGAAAUUCAGCAGCAGCAGCAGCAGCAGCUUCAGAUGUCACUGCUUGCAGCUCAUAUGGGACUACUUAACACUGAUUCAAAGGCUCCCAGCUCCAGUUCCUUCCCUUGUGCUGCUGCAUUCCCUCCUCCUCCGUUUCUACUGUCUUCUAUCAACUCAACAACAAAGCCAAAAUCUAACCUUUCCACCAGUGCUUUCGUUCCUCCGACCGAUCCUUUCUGUACUUUCUUGGCACAAUCGAUGGAUAUGGAUUUCUACAGUAAGAUGGUGACACUAUAUUGCCAAGAAGUGAACAGGACACCUCGGCAGGCAGGCAAAUUUGAAGGAAUCAAGGAAGAUAUGCAUUAGAGCUAACCACAAAAAGCUUCAGCAAUUGGUUGAAUUGAAUCCAAGAACAAAUAGUCUUAGUUGAAUAGCUAAAUAUGCCUCAUUUCAACCAAACGUUCAAGCUUUCUCCAGUGAUUUUGGUUGAUGGAAAUGACAUAUUCUAAUGUUAAGAAGUUCUGCAUUUUUU
Cucurbita pepo subsp. pepo (vegetable marrow) is the source of this 1172-nucleotide messenger RNA. Its product is annotated as transcription factor UNE10. Gene Ontology annotation, cellular component: nucleus. Gene Ontology annotation, molecular function: protein dimerization activity. The record is from RefSeq and is a predicted model, not a curated record. NCBI's taxonomy places the organism in Eukaryota, Viridiplantae, Streptophyta, Magnoliopsida, Cucurbitales, Cucurbitaceae.